UGUCCUUGGAAACUCCAAGUGUCUCAUGCGCGCUGCGGAUGGUCAGGGGUUCAGAGCCGAUGCGCGGAUACCGUGAGAGAGUAAUGGAGGCUGAAGUUAGAGAUCACCAUGAAUGACAAAUACCACAAGGCAGCUCGGGAUGGCUACCUUGACUUGUUGAAAGAAGCGACGCGCAAGGAUCUGAACGCUCCGGAUGAGGAUGGCAUGACACCGACCCUAUGGGCCGCGUACCACGGCAACAUGGACGCGCUGCGUCUGAUCGCGGGGAGGGGGGGGAACCCAGAUAAGUGUGACAUAUGGGGGAACACGCCACUCCACCUGGCCGCUGCCAAUGGUCAUCUCAACUGCUUGUCCUUCCUGGUGUCGUUCGGUGCCAACGUGUGGUGCCUGGACAACGACUACCACACGCCUCUGGACAUGGCUGCCACCAAGAAUCACAUGGACUGCGUGCGCUAUCUGGACUCCAUCGCUGCCAAGCAGACGGCCCUCAACCCCAAACUAGUGAGCAAGCUGAAGGACCGAGCUUUCCGCGACGCCGAACGGCGCAUCAAAGAAUGCGUCAAACUGCAGCAGAAGCACCGUCGGCGUAUGGAACGCAAAUACCAGAGAGAGACGACAGAAGCAUCCUUCUCUGAUGCCAUGAGUUUCUCCAGCUACACCAGCAGCACCUUGAGUCGCAAGUUACAUCCCUUCAACACCGCCACUAGCGUGCCAUACUCCCAGGCUACUCUUCAUGCCACAGCCAGGGGCAAAACCAAGAUCCAGAAGAAGCUCGAGAAGAAGAAGCAAGGUGACGGGACGUUUAAGAUUUAUGAAGAUGGAAGAAAGAGCGUUCGCUCUUUGUCUGGACUACAACUUGGCAACGACGUCAUGUUCUUGAAGCAGGGCACGUACGUCAAUCCAAAGGAUCGAUCCCGUCGCAACAUACGUGACAUGUUCCAAAGCGAUAACGAGGAUGCGAUCUCACGUGCCAUCAGCGAGCCCGACCUGCAUGGGCACGACGUGGAACACUCAGAGAUCAGCACCGACUCGGGUCACGACUCGCUCUUCAACCGUCCCGGGCUUGGCACUAUGGUUUUCCGCCGCAACUAUGUGAGCGGUGGACUUUUUGGCAUUGGACGGAGGGAUGAAGGCAGUCUGGCAGGCAGCGAACGAGUCAAUAAUGUGCGCCUGCAGAGCCGAAUGCAGCGCUUGCCCAAUAUGGACGACGACAGCAUUGGAAGUGCCCGUAGCCUGCAGGAGAGGAACGUGCAGGAGCUGCCAUGGGAAGAGGUGGAACUGGGGCUGGAUGAUGAUGAUGAGCCUGACACAAGUCCACUGGAAGUGUUCUUGGCCACACAGAGUAUGAAUGAAUUCAUUCCUAUCUUCAAGAGAGAAAAAAUUGACCUGGAUGCCCUGUUGCUAUGCUCAGAUAAUGACCUUAAGGGCAUUCAUAUCCCAUUGGGACCCCGCAAAAAGAUCAUGGAUAUCUGUCAGCGACGACUGGAGACCAUAGAAGACCCAGGCUGUAUAGAGGACACAGAGUUAUGACCCUAAUGUCUGUUUUGACCUUAAGAAAAAUAUCAUGUUGAAACAGUCUAAAAAUGCUGGGUUGUUUCAACCUAAAGUUGGGUAAAAUAUUGACACACAGUAGGUUAAUUGAAACCCAACGGUUGGGUUUGCCCAUAUUUUACAAUGGCUUGAAACCUCCCAGCAUUUUCCUUAAUUCAGGGAUUGUUUAAAGUUUUUCUACAUUUGGCCAACGGAAGACAAGCUUGCUAGCUUUUUUGGGUCCUAAAAGAUCAGAAUAACUGAAGGACAAGAUUACCUCUGUGACUCACACAAGUAGCGAAUAUGGUAAUUAUGUUAAAGUUGAUUGACUUUGUUAUUAUGUGUCAUGUGGCAAAUGCAGAGAGCUAAAUUGAGGUCACAUCUCAUUACACGCACUCUCAGUCUCGUAAUAUUUCUGCCCCCAUGGGGCCAACGUUUCAGUGCCUCUGCUUCUAUUUUAAAUUCAGUAUUUUUGUUAGACACACAAAAUAUGUAGUACACAACACAGUCAUGAAUAUUUUUUUAAACCUAAUGUAGGCGUCCUACUUGCUAUUAUAUAGUCAAGUCAACUUUAUUUAUAUAGCGCUUUUUACAAUUUUCAUUGUAGCUUCAAAGCAGCUGUACAUGAAUCAUAUUGACUACAAGCAAAACAUUUAAAGUUAUACAAGUAAAAACAAAAAAGGUGAAUGCACAGAAGACAGACACGCACACACCGGUUCAAACACACCAACAUACAAAACACGGACUCACAACUCCACACACACAAUAUACACACAGACGUGCACACACACACGCGCAUAUACAGAAGGUUUAGAUACGUGAUGUGGGCGAAUGCAUCCUUGGUUAGUUGUUAUAGCUGAAAUUCUCAUCAAUUGUGGAAUGUAAAAGGAAUCCAACGGAAUCCAACAGUUUUGCAGCUUAUACUGCACUGUAUGAAGGAUUAUAGUGUAGCAUUUGUUUACAUGUAUUUGGCCAUAACUCAUUUUGUCAAGUAUGAGUAAUUGGGUUUUGAGCUGUGACUUAGUUUAGACAGUGAGCUCUUUGUUAGCUCAUUAGAAGCAAGUCACAAUGUCGCAGUUAUCAAAGCAGUUCCUUCUUAUUGAACUGAAGCGUAUUGUCUGUAAACAGGGCUGCGGUAGAACAGGCUCUCCAAUGUUCACAUGUGCUCAAGUGUUUACGUUUGUCUUCACUCAAUAUUUAUUACCACAAACAACGAUUACAGCCAUUUAUAUUUUAUAACGCAUAUGUCAACUUAAUUUACAGUGU
Molecule: messenger RNA, 2796 nt
Organism: Triplophysa rosa
Lineage: Eukaryota; Metazoa; Chordata; Actinopteri; Cypriniformes; Nemacheilidae
Gene: ush1ga
Product: Usher syndrome 1Ga (autosomal recessive)
Exons: 3
Coding region: 109-1530 (473 amino acids)
Biological process (GO): equilibrioception; sensory perception of light stimulus; sensory perception of sound
Molecular function (GO): protein binding
Source: RefSeq, a predicted model, not a curated record